GUUAAAGAAUGGUUACAAACGGUGGUGGACAAAUUAACAAAAGAAUGGGAGCCUGCCAAAUGUCAAUCACUUUUUACCGAAAGUGAACUUAUCGAAUUAUGUUAUCGAGCACGUGAAAUGUUUUGGAUGCAACCAGCUCUUAUUGAACUAAAUCCACCAAUAAAUGUUAUGGGCGACAUACAUGGACAAUUUGAAGAUCUUAUCGCAUUAUUCACUCUCAAUGGUUUUCCACCUGAUAAGAAAUAUCUCUUUCUCGGUGAUUAUGUUGAUCGCGGUCCAUAUUCACUUGAAGUGAUCGUAUUGCUAUUUGCUUAUAAAGUAUCAUCAUCGUUUUAUUCGGUGGUACUUUAUGAAUGUUUUCAAUUUGCAUUUUAUUGCAUGCCAUUUUGCGCUCGUAUAUCAAAAAUAAUAAUGUGCAUGCAUGGUGGUAUCAGUGAAAGUUUGGUCAACUUUUCUCAGAUUGCAAAAAUUCAACGACCAUGUGAUAUUCCGGAUAUGGGAUUGCUUGCUGAUUUAACAUGGGCUGAUCCUGAUCCGGCUGUAGCAGGUUAUGAAGAAAGUCCACGUGGUGCAGCAAGCGUAUUUGGCAAGGAUGCGCUAAAAUCAUUUUGUGAUCAGCUUGGAUUGGAACUUGUAAUUCGAGCGCAUCAGAUAUUACAAAAUCGUAUCCAAAUAGCUAGUUAG
Messenger RNA from Acanthocheilonema viteae, 684 nucleotides. Lineage: Eukaryota; Metazoa; Nematoda; Chromadorea; Rhabditida; Onchocercidae. The record is from the annotation of a GenBank genome assembly.